AAAACUAAGAUUAUAGUUCCGUCUGUCCAGGAAAGAAACGGAGAGCAGAUGGAAAGGAGAGGAACAGAAAAAUUCUCAUAACCUAAAACAUUUUUCUUGUUAUUCUUGACUCCUCCCCAGUGUGACGUCAUCAUGACAUAACAAAUCAAAAGAUAAAAUGGGAGUGGCUCUUUAUCAAAGUUCAUAAUAGUUCAGCACUGUGCUGUUGCUGGAUAACAGAGAAGAGAAAAGAGACAGUGUCACCUGACCAUGGAAAAACACGUUGAGGGAAGAGGAUAUAUUACCCACGUUUAUUACACUUAUAACAGUCAGCACCUGAAACUGGGUGAUUUGAAAGAGAAAGCGAGAGAGAGAGACUUAGUAAACAAACGUCUCUUCAAAGAAUACAUCCCGGCGUACCCCCGACCAGAGUUUCAUGUGACUCAUCUGAAACACGACACAACUGGAGCUGGAUUAGAAGGAAUCAGACGGGAUAAUGGUUUCCGUGACCCGGACCCUGAGGAGUCUCCGAGGCUGCUGUGGUGGAGUCUGAUGGUGAGACCUGAGGACAUACAGUCAGCUGAGAGGAGGCUCCUGGAGCAGAUCUACCCAGACCGGACGGAGGAGCAGAUCCAGAAACAGCAAAGCUUUCUGGGGAAGUUCGCCACCUCGCCUGCCUUCCUGGACUCCUCCAGGCUGGGCUCGUACCGCUUCACCUUCCCCCUGGAGGAGCUGCUGACGGCCUACAGCCAGCAGCUUUGUUCCGGCGCUCAGCCUGUCAUGCGGGUGUUCAAGACCUUCUUGUACAAACAGAAGGUGAUGUACGCUGUGCUGGUCCACAGCCCAGCCAAUCAGGAGCUGUUCUCAGAAUAUCCUUUGCUGACUGACGACCCGAACGCCAUCUGUGCUUACAGAGAUGGUCGCUUCAUCUGGAGACCUGAGGCCAUGUGUGGGACUCACAGUCAGGAGUUGGUCCUCAGACAAGAUGAAAAGCAGGUGGAAGUGAUGGAGCUGUUUGGACGUGACUGUGAGUUUUACGUUUGGGAUGAUGUCGCCAUCGCCCUGCACGUGGAGGAUGGACAGGUGCUGACGUUUGGUAGUGACCGACUGAAAGAAAACCUCACCUACUGUGAGACAGGAACACGUCUAAUCAGACCUGAAGAAGAGUUUCGUGAUUUCGAGGACGCUACAGAUCUUGUUAAAAAGUUGUGGCCCGAAUAUCCGUCACCACUGGAGCGCUCGCUGAACAUUCAUGCUUCCUAAUUUAGUCAUGAAGGGGAAACUUUGUAUUUACAAUAUUUAGUAUUUGAUCAGGAUUCUGUGUUUGCUAAUUUUGGUAUGAAAUAAUAAUAAUAAUUUAUAUUUUUAAAAUAAUGCUUUACGGCUCAGAUGGUUGCCAUAGCACCACCAACAGGAAGACUGUUCCUACAGUUUAGUCACUUUAGAAGAGAGUAGAGCGUUCUGCCGAGUUUAGUGCUUUUUCAUUCAUGUUGAGGCCAUUUGUUUGUCAAAAAAAUGCAAGCGUGAAAAAAAAAGAUUUAAAAAAGUCUUUAAGUUACUCAUUAUUUGUAGAAUGCAGAUGUCUUGGCAAGUGAAUUUACAUUUAAAUAUCAUGCAGAUGGAAAGGUGACUUGUAGAGUGUCUUUAAGCGCUUUACAGUUAAAAUGAAGCAUCAGUUGAGAAGGUGGUGUAAUAUCUAUAUGUCCUUAGUGAGAAGGAUGAAGGUUGUUUAGAUGAAUGUUCUGCCCACCUAGGGGUCAUUAUGUAGCUUAAUGUUAGCUUUAAUGUGCAAAAGAUGUUUUUUCAUGUUAUCCAGAUGUUUUUCAGUGUCUUGCCAAAGCAUUCUUAACGCUGGUUAAUAAACUAAUUUCAACCUUUUUAUGGAGCGACAAAAAAUCUAGAAUACAGAAAGAAUUUGAAGAUGGGACUCUUAUUAAUAUGUUUUAUAGGAACACCUCCAAUAUUAGACAGUUUUUAACACUUGAGGAUGCUGAAACAUACUUUUAUAACAAGCCACAUAGAUUAACAUGAAGCUGUUUUGUGGAACUCCCUUAAAGAAAUACCUUUUUAAUCAAACUUAAUCAGUUCUUACAUGUUUAUCUUUGCUAUUUAUGUCAUGUUUCCUGUUGGGUUUUUUGGUAUUGUUUAAAAAUCUUCAUUCAACCAUUGUAUGUUA
Thunnus maccoyii (southern bluefin tuna) is the source of this 2155-nucleotide messenger RNA. RefSeq lists its product as uncharacterized. The record is from RefSeq and is a predicted model, not a curated record. The transcript has 4 exons. Bases 250 to 1242 code for a protein of 330 amino acids. NCBI's taxonomy places the organism in Eukaryota, Metazoa, Chordata, Actinopteri, Scombriformes, Scombridae.